UUCAUCCGCGAGCUUGUUGGACAGUUGACAGUUGGAACCAGACAACUAUUUGACAUAUCAAGAUUAAAUAUCAAUAUUGCAGUUCGAACCCUCAGAGCUCAUACGCUGCACUCAGUCGGGGAGGAUGUUUUCCAGUUGGUUUUCUCCUGAAGGAGUCGCUGUUUUGUUACUCACAAUAGUUGCAACAUUUGAUGCUUCCCUUCCCGAUGUGAAUCUCACACUACCUGAAAAAUGCCAGGUUGAUUUGCUAGCAGAGUCUGCACUGGAGUGGGCGCUGCCCCCAUUUCAGAACGGAACAGUGCAGGAGCCACUACAGGACAUUGUGGAAUCUCAUUUGAACAAAAUGAUGGCGCUUAUAACUCUUUUGAAAGACUUCAUUACUGACCGGAAUAUUCUACUAUCCUACGGAAACUGUGUACUGGAAGUCACUGAGAAUUUGGUGUCUACGCUGGUGAGGAAAACAGAUCCCAUCAAAUCCAUCAACAUUUCUCUACAAACUUUAGAGGUUCAGGUAAUUACUGUUGGACAAAACACCUCUGUGAAUAAAGUCCAUUCUCUCAUCACAAGCAGUGCAUCCAUGGAUAUCGAGUUGACUGGGAUCUCAAAGAACAGCAAUGUUGCUGUAGCCUUUAUGAGCUACACCAACAUGGCAGACAUCCUGACACCUGUAGACCUUGUAAUAAGCGAAACCAUGAUGUCUGCUGUGGUAUCAGUAACACUUCUCCAAACCACCAACGCACACCUCACCAAACCACUCAAUCUCACGUUCACACACAUCAGAGAGUUAUACCCUGCAGGCAUUCUCUACUGUGGGAACUGGACAGAAACAGACUGGGCUGAAGCUGGUUGUAACAUCACAGACAAAAACUUCACUCACACUGUGUGCUCUUGUGAUCAUCUGGGUACUUUUACUAUCAUGCAGGUUGGUAUCUUUGUACUCAGAUCCUAUGGUUUUUGCUUUUUUAAUUUUUCUCUGCAUUACUGCAUUAAACUUCAUCUUCUACAUCAUCAUCAUCAUCAUCUUGAGCUUCACUAUAAUACGGCAGAAACUUAAGAACUUACAGAGGAGUAACACCAAUAAUCAAAAACUCAUACUAUGUGUGAUGUUUAAAAGCCUGGCCCAGUUUUUUAUCCUCGGCUGCCCUUGGAUUCUUUUAGUUUUCUCCAACGAUUCUACAUCACGGUAUGUCUGGAUGUUCUUCACUAGCCAGCAGGGCACCUUCAUCUUCGUGGUCCACUGUCUCUUCAACCAAGAGGUCAGGCAGCAGUACAGGAAGUACCUGGAUGCUUUUUGCUGCGCCAACAAACCUAACACCGCUACAGCAGAUGAGCAGUGACUCAACAUGAACGUCCACAGGGCUGUUCCUUCCAGGGUUACAUUGUCAGUGAUUAGCUGAGCUUUUUCAUAUUUUUGAUGCACAUGUUUUUUUGGUUUAGGACUUUUAUUGCUCUUUUAAUUCAUAUAUAUCUUCUUUUUGAUUUUGGUUUUCUGCAUUGUAAACAAAGAGCAACUUUAAUUUUCUUAUAACUUUACUAAAAUGUCAAUCUGUUAAAAGAUCGAAUCAGGUUAGGAUCAGGAUGUGUGAGGUAUGGAUAUGGACUUGUCAGGUCAGGCUUCAUUUAAUCUGCCAGCAUUUCUGUCUUUUUUGUAAAUAUUUUUAACAUAACAUUUAGAAACAUUACCGCAAUAACACAUCACAUAACAGAGCAAAACAUUAUUACUACAAAUGUUUUUAGAAUAUUGCAGAAACGUUAUUUAACAAUUUUUCGCCAAAGGUGAAGUUAAUGUCAGUGAAUAAUAAGCGAGAUGAAGUCGAGGUCGAGAUUAUUCUUCACCAAUAUUCACUGAGCCUGAGGCAGAUAAUUGUUUUAGUAUAAUUACACAGGUGAUUUAUUUUUUUAAAAAAUCAUUCAUUUCAAACUUCAAAAGUGGCAUGCAAAUAUGAUAAUGGCACGGCGUAGAUUUGUGUCGCUUCUCUACGCCGAGUCACAUAAAAUCCUUUGUUUUGAAAUCGAUAAAAUAAAUCACAAUCCCACCUUACCUUUGAAUAGUUUCAGACCAAAUUUCUGAGCAAUUUUAGUGUGACGAAGUGAUCAGCCGCCAUUUUGCCGAGUCGCUCGAGGUGAUUAUUGAGAAAUAGUCAGAAUCUCUCGACCAAUCAGAGCACGCAAUUUUCUAUAAUCACCUGUGUAUUUAUACUAAUUUUAGUUACAACGAUAGUUUUUGAAGGACAUGUCAAAUGCGUCUGGACUAGGUUUAGAUUUAGGUAGAAAAUUAUUUAAAAUCAACACCAGGAUUACUGGCACCAUUCAAACAAGUCUAUGAAAUCUAUUUCCACUGAGACAAAUAAUUUCAGAAGAACUGUGUGUGUGUGUGUGUGUGUGUGUGUGUGUGUGUGUGUGUGUGUGUGUAGAUCAGUUUCCCUCCUCUUCAAUGAAAUGAUAAAUGCAGAUCUGAGAAGAUAAAAGUGAAUAAACAGAAAAUGUACAUAAUAAUAAUAAUAAUGAUGUUGUUGAGUUGUAAAUGUAUCUACUGCCCCCUGUUGGCCAUCUGCAGCA
Messenger RNA from Neoarius graeffei (lesser salmon catfish), 2559 nucleotides. Its product is annotated as adhesion G protein-coupled receptor E3-like. Lineage: Eukaryota; Metazoa; Chordata; Actinopteri; Siluriformes; Ariidae. The transcript is spliced from 12 exons. Gene Ontology annotation, molecular function: G protein-coupled receptor activity. Bases 125 to 1054 code for a protein of 309 amino acids. Gene Ontology annotation, biological process: adenylate cyclase-activating G protein-coupled receptor signaling pathway. The record is from RefSeq and is a predicted model, not a curated record.